Messenger RNA from Microplitis mediator, 1276 nucleotides. RefSeq names its product 1-acyl-sn-glycerol-3-phosphate acyltransferase alpha (gene Agpat2). The transcript has 6 exons. NCBI's taxonomy places the organism in Eukaryota, Metazoa, Arthropoda, Insecta, Hymenoptera, Braconidae. Gene Ontology annotation, cellular component: membrane; endoplasmic reticulum. The record is from RefSeq and is a predicted model, not a curated record. Bases 173 to 994 code for a protein of 273 amino acids. Gene Ontology annotation, biological process: phosphatidic acid biosynthetic process. Gene Ontology annotation, molecular function: 1-acylglycerol-3-phosphate O-acyltransferase activity.
UUGCAAUUCAAUAACACAGUUUUUACUUAACACGUGUGUCAUCUUUAAUACAUUGUAAUUGUAAUUGACGACUACAGUCUACUAGCGGCAAUUGUUUUUACCAGUAAGACUCUGUUUUAAUUAUUCAUUUUUUGUCUAGUGCUUGUCAAUAAUAAAUAUAAACUUUAAUAGAAUGAUUUCAUGUAGCAGUAUCGGACUUGCUCUUCUUAUCAUACUUGUUAUUAUAUGUACUGUUAGUGAAGCAGCGAGAUAUAGAGCUAAAUUCGCAGCAUAUAUCUUUAGUAGCUUUAUUUUUGCUUCAGCGCCUAUACCAUUAAUGUUAUUUCGUCCCGGUGAUUGGAGAAAUGCAUUAAUACCGGCUUGGCUAUUGAAACACUUUUCCCGUAUGAUAGGGUGUAAUUUUAUUUUAAUUGGAAAAGAAAAUAUUGUUAAAGAUACUGGUGCAGUUGUUCUUAUCAAUCAUCAAAGUUGUUUAGAUGUUAUCAUUUUAGCAGAACUAUGGCCAGUUCUUGAACGUUGCACAGUUAUUGCUAAAAAAGCUGUUUUAUAUUUAGGAUCAUAUGGACUUGCUUCAUGGUUAUGGGGAACGAUAUUUAUAGAUAGAAACAAUUCCAAUGCUCAUAAUAAAGUAAAUUCAACUGUUGAAAUAAUAAACAAAAGAAAGGCAAGAGUUUUAUUUUUCCCAGAAGGUACAAGACAUUCUAAUAACACUUUAAUGCCUUUUAAAAAAGGCGCGUUUCACGUUGCAGUUGAUUCACAAAUACCUAUUCAACCUGUUGUACUUUCUAAAUAUUAUUACAUUAAUCAUAAAUUGAAGCGAUUUAAUUCUGGAGUUAAUUAUUUAUCUAUUUUGCCACCUAUUUCUACAAAAGGGAUGACUAAAAAUGACAUACCUUCUCUUAUGGAAAAAGCUUAUAAAGUAAUGAAUGAAGAAUUUCAACAAAAAACACAAGAAGCCAUUAAAAAUUUUAUGGUUGAUCAAAAAACUGAUUAAUUCAAAGUUUAUUAGACUUAAUAAUCAAGAUCCAGCAAAUGAUACCGAAUUCCUAAGUUAUUUAUUAUUUUUCUUUAUCAGGUUUACUCAAGUAAAUCAAGACUAAAAUAAAUCACAUUGUCCUCCAAUAUUUAAUUAAAACAUCUAUUGACUAUAAUAAAAAUUUAGAGUUUUUUUGUUUUAUAAAGUCAGUGCUUCUGCAUUUAAAAAUUUUUUAAUAUUUUAAAUAAUUAAAGAAAAUAUAUUUUUUGUAACAUUGUAACGGUAUACAUUACAUUGUAU